UCAGAGUUUUAAUAGUCCAUUAUUCGCUCUGAGGUCUGUGUUAAUGUUGAUAAUAUGUAGAGACUGACGUACAAUAUUUUCAAAGCUCUUAUUUUCAGGUUUAAUUUAACAAUUUGUUAAGCUCAAAGGAAACAAAACAGUGAAAUCAUGGAACUUUACGGAUAUAUCAUUACUUUAGCUGGAAUCAGUUGCAUACCAUUGGCAGCCGCACAAAAUUUGGCAGCGUUGCUUGGAAGUCUUGGGGGCUUAGGAUUUGGAGGAGAUGGGCCCAGUUUUAACAUGCAAAUGGGAGGUGGAGGGGGUGGAGGCAAUAGCAAUUGUCCAUACCAGGCUCAUCCAGACAGAAUCAAGUUUACCCAGAUAGUCAACAACAGGCAGAUGACCCAGAAUUGCGCACCGGGCACUUUGUUUGACGUUAGCAAAUGUAGCUGUGUUAAUGCACCCAAAACCAGCCCCGGAGGAGGACCAAUGCCCGGCAGCAACCCCCGGCUUGCGGCUUCUUUUGGUGGUUUCGGAGGAGGGGGAGGAGGAAGUGGAGAUAUUAGCCAACUAUUGGGCAUGUUACAACAAUUGCAAGGAGGAGGAGGUAGUGGUGGUGGGGCCCCGAGAUUGCAACAACAAAGAAGACAACCCUCUCCAACGCCAGUGUUUAGACCAACCCAAAGACCACAUAUAAAUACAAGAGCCCCUGAACAAAACCUUCAGGGUGGUCUUUCCCUUGACCUCCAAUUUCCGGGCAAUGGACAAUGGGCCAACCCCAUAAAAUACAACCCUGGACUUGGUCUGACGCCAGUAGUUGAUCCAACAAUAUUACCAGACGUUUUACCGCCCGCAGUGCUAGAUGCUUUGAAGAAAGCCACAAGACCUCCCGGUCAGACCAAAGCGCCAACCCGACCUACUGCAAAACCAACAAUUCCUCAAUCAACUAAACCAGGACACCUUCCAUCUACUAACCCAGGACAACUUCCAGCUAACGUUAUUGACAUGCUGAAUAGAGCUUCAUCUCCACCUUCCCAAAGACCGUCCAGCAAAACAACAAAGAAACCUACAAAGCAAAACGACACAAAAAUGGUUGGUUCAACCUCUCUGCCAAACAAAUCAACCUCAGCCGGAAGUUUGCCACCAAAUGUGCUGCGAAUGCUGCAACAAGCGAACUCUGCAGCAAAACCAAACUCGCCAAGACCUACAUCAAAACCAAUGCCGACAAAGCGACCUACUGCACCAAGACCCACAGGACCCCAGAUUCCCGCUGGUGGAGAUCCCAUGGCUGCUCUUCUUGCACAACUUCAGGCCCAUAUGGCUAAAACCUCUCAGCCAUCUGCAUCUGUUCCAGCCCAGAGUGAUCCUAUGGCUUCAUUGAUGUCACGCAUACAACAGCCAUCUAGACAGCCAGCCAAACGACCAUCAGGUGGCGCACCAGACCUUAGUCAACUUGCUGGUCUACUUGGAGGUAGUGGAGGUCUAAUGGGAGGUAGUGGAGGUCUAAUGGGAGGUAGUGGAGGUCCAGAUUUAGCCAGCCUUUUGGGAAGUUUAGGAAACCCUCUAGGAAACACUGGUGGUAACAUGGGCGGUAACAGCCCUAGCGCUCCGGGAGGAAUGCUUGACUUCAACAGUUUAUCUGGAAAUCUCAACGUAGCGGCGCUCAUGGGAGAGACACCUGGUCCAUCCCUUGGACAAAACCUGGACAUGACAUCAUUCUUUAACACACAAGGAAAGAUGGGUGCGGGAGGUGGUUUAGCUGGUCUUCAAAAUCUGAACAUUGCAAAACUUCAACAGUUGGAUAGACAAGGAGUGAUUGACAUAAGCGACCUAUCUCCUGCCGGUUUAGCUGCAGCAAAUGCACACUUUGGCUGAUCAAACCAUUAUACACCGAUGGAUGCCUACUUUAACUUAUGUGAUGUGGAUGUGUUCUUUUCUGUCAUGCUUUCAUAUGCAAGCAUGUCAUUUAUUUCUAACUUAAGCUGAUUUUAAAACUUAAUAUUUGUGUAUGCAUCUAUUUGAUUCUCAUAUAAAUGAUAUGGUUUUAAACGCUUUUAGAAAGAUCUUGUUCAAAUGUUUUCCGGGUAGUACUUGUUCCACAAAUGUUCAAAUACACAAUGAAUAAAGCAAAAACAACACCAAUAUAUAUGGUUAACCACAUUACGGAUGUAUGUAUCAAUCUAUCCGUGUCAAAUUUUUGAGCAAGCCUGAUUAAUGUUCAUUCAAGUUAAUUGUAUUCUUUACAUACUUUAUAUCAAAAUGACAUCAAGGUAAGUUAUAAUUUCAGGUCUGGAUUUGGGCAAAAUUAAUAGGUGCCUUUUUACAUCACUCUAAAGUUGAAAGGGGAGUACUAGUAAAUUUUAAAGUUCAAGUUUAACUCGUGUAUGGUUCAUCCAUUUAUUAAGAAUUCAUUAAUUUAUAAAAAUAAUAUGCGUUCAAAAAGUACGGAUAUUAUGCAGACGCGGUCCCAAAUCUUAUGGUGUAAACUCAAUGACCUUAUAUUUAUUUGAUUGCUUUAAUGAUUCUAUAAAAUGGUGAAAAACAUAAA
This is a messenger RNA of Mya arenaria, 2527 nucleotides long. Its product is annotated as translation initiation factor IF-2-like. The transcript is spliced from 7 exons. The record is from RefSeq and is a predicted model, not a curated record. Bases 148 to 1854 code for a protein of 568 amino acids. Lineage: Eukaryota; Metazoa; Mollusca; Bivalvia; Myida; Myidae.